This is a messenger RNA of Benincasa hispida (wax gourd), 903 nucleotides long. RefSeq names its product RPM1-interacting protein 4-like. Gene Ontology annotation, cellular component: plasma membrane. NCBI's taxonomy places the organism in Eukaryota, Viridiplantae, Streptophyta, Magnoliopsida, Cucurbitales, Cucurbitaceae. The record is from RefSeq and is a predicted model, not a curated record.
UACUCCUUACACCUCCAUGUUUCUCACUUCUAACAAUACAAACUCUUCCAAAUUCCGCCGUUGCCGUUGCCGUUGCCGUCGUCGUUGCCACCGCCGCAGCAACCACCGAGCUGCCACAGCUCAUGGCAGGGGCAAAAUCGUCAUCUCACGUUCCGAAAUUCGGCAAUUGGGAUUCCGAUGACGUACCGUACACCAUCUGUUUCGAAAACGCCCGUGAACUCCGAGCCGCCGGCGUCGACUUUGAUCCCAAUGAUCCCGACACGUACCCGCCGGCCGCCGUCAUAAAUCAAAAUUCAACCCCAGCCGACCACCGCGGAGACUACCACCAGCGGCGAGAGAUGGGAAACUCGGGAUCGGAGAAAUUGAGCAGUGAGAGAAGCGGUUCGGAUUACGCGCUUCUGAAAGAGGCGAAGCAGAGUGGGAGGAAGAAGAAACAUAGUAAUGGAGCGGAAGGAAUGAGUAGAUUUACUCCGACGACGACGGUGAGCGGACACGGCGGAAAGGGUAAUCGGAACCCUAGGGUUCGGCGGAAUGAUGAAGGGGAAAUGAUGGCGUCGGUGCCGAAAUUUGGGAGCUGGGAUGUGAGGGAUCCGAAAUCGGGAGAUGGAUAUACGGCAAUUUUCAAUAAAGUGAAGAUUGAGAAGCAAAUUGGAGGCUCUAAUAAUCCUCAGGCCGUUCCGCCAUUGAUGAAUCAAACCAAGAAAUUACCAAUUGCUCAAACUACUACCACCGCUACCACUCAUGGAUCCAAUUCAUUUGUUUCCAAGAUAUGCUGUUGUUUAUGUCCAAAGUAAAGCACAUCAUCACUCCAAGAGUAUCUGGAAGUGUUUUGGUGAUUUUCCACCAUUUGGUGGUUUUUCCACUUUUAGAAAUUUACAUGCCUUCUUGUAUUUUGAUAUAAAU